AUGGAUCACAUACCUCGACUAUCAGAGAUCAUCUAUGUGGGAUUGUGUCAUAAAAUAGGGAGUCCAACGGAAGUGAGAAUCAGGAGGGAAGUAAUUGACACUUAUGAGGAGAUGAUGAAAUCAAAGAAUAAUAUAAAGGAACAAGACGAAAUGAAGAGUGGGAGUGAACGUGAAGGAUUUAGACUUAGAACUUCGGAUAUUGAUUACAUGUUAUGGCUCCAAGACCACAAGGUGAUAUGUGAUCUCUCGCAGAUCAGUCUCUACCGUAUCCCACAACAAACCGUGAUUUUGAUGGAGUGUGAUGAUCUACCACCAGGAUUUACCAGACUGAACCUGUUAAGUCCCUCAAAUGAUCUUGUAAUCAGGUCCUCAUGUGUAACUAAGAAUAACAAAAUAUUUAUUUCUAGUACACUAUUUCGACGUAACAAUUUACAGGUCAUUAAGACUCUCCAUACCUUUUUCGCUUCUUCCAUUCCACAUGGACCCUGUUCAUCCAAUGUCAAAGUUCAAGGUUUUGAAAUUGAUUUUGUGCUUUGCUUUCGAUCACACCACUGGCCGACAACAGCUUUACCAUGGAUACAGAGAUGUCAUCAACAAGGAUGGCCUUCUGAGAUUGUAAUUUCGGAAAUAAUAAAUGGAGGAAUUCAUGUUGUUCCUAUCGGCAGCAUACCUGAAAAUGAUGAAGAAUGGAGAAUUUCAUUUUCCAGAGCAGAACAGAAGCUUGUGUAUUCAAUGAAUCAUUGUCAGUUUUUGUGUUAUGGUCUUUUGAAAUUGUUUUUAAAGGAAGUUAUUGAUUUUCAAAACAAUUAUCCAGUUCUUUGUUCAUACUUCAUGAAAACAAUUGUAUUUUGGGUAAUUCAGAGUAAUCAUUCUUUUCCCUGGAAACCAGAUAACUUACUAUACUAUUUCUGGAAAUGUUUUAAAUUAUUGAUUUACUGGGUGCGCAUUGGAGAAUGUCCAAACUUUUUUAUUCCACAAAACAACAUGUUUAGAGUAAAAGUCACCGGUUCCGUACAAAAUGUCUUGUUCAAUGCUUUGUAUGGUUUGUAUCAAAAGGGAAUUUCAUGUUUGGUAUUAAGUUCAACCCUGAGUCCGUACAUCAGUAAGGCCAUUUUAUACAGAACAUUGAGAGUCUCUACCGACGAGAGCAGUUUCAUGACAAGCACUGAGCUAGAUAUUAGCUUAUUUGAAGAAUUACCACCCUUUACAUAUGGCCUUUCUUUUGAGUUUUUCGCAGAUUUUAUGAAUAGAAUAGAGGCAUUUAAAAGAAAAAGACUGACACCUUAUGAGGUAGUUACACUACAAUGUUUGACAUCAAAUGUAUUAAAGGACACUGCACAAUUAAUAGAAAACAACACAUUUCUUAAUAGAAAUCGUAUUGUCUAUGGUAAAUACAGUAAAGUAACCACUUUGUUAAACUUUUCAUGUAAAAUAGGCAAUAUGUCAUUGACUCUCUACCUUGCUAUGGUCUUCUACAGAGCACGUAGAUAUGAACAAUCACUCAGUUGUUUACAGAAAACACAGGAGAGAAUGACAUGCCCUUUUAUUGUGUACAGAGAUAAUGUAAAUAAUGUUAUGUACGAACACUAUACUGCACGGAUAUCCCUGGGUAACAAAUUCAGGAGAGUCGUAGUGUUGGAUACUAGAUUACAUCAUAAGCUAAAUUAUAUUGACGAGCUAGAGUUAGAACAAAAGAUCAAUAACGAGAACGGCUUGGCAACAUUACAAAUCCCACCUCUAGUGAUGUUACAUAUGUUGCUAAUACUGAAUCACCACAGACUGGGUGACACAGUCAGGUCACAACAAUCUCUACAGGAUCUACGCACUCUGCUGCUCUAUGAUGAGGUCAAUGUACCAAUUCACAUCAGAGAUAUUUCCUGGCAAAUACUAGGAAUAUGUCAACAAAUUACAGGAGACUUCUUAGGAUCUCUACAGUCGUAUCAAUAUUCAUUAGAGCAAUAUCCCGCUCACAAGAUCCAGGAAGCAACUCUGUUAAGAAUGAACACACUUCCUCGUGUAUUAAUGUAA
Molecule: messenger RNA, 2028 nt
Organism: Saccostrea cuccullata (small rock oyster)
Lineage: Eukaryota; Metazoa; Mollusca; Bivalvia; Ostreida; Ostreidae
Exons: 1
Coding region: 1-2028 (675 amino acids)
Source: RefSeq, a predicted model, not a curated record